Pogona vitticeps (central bearded dragon) is the source of this 3551-nucleotide messenger RNA. NCBI's taxonomy places the organism in Eukaryota, Metazoa, Chordata, Lepidosauria, Squamata, Agamidae. The record is from RefSeq and is a predicted model, not a curated record.
CGCCCCGUUCGGGACUGCGGUGCAUGUUCGCUCCCUGCGAGUGCGUGAGGCGAGGAGGCAGGAGGACCAUGAAAAUGAUCCGGUUCCGGAGCUCGAGCAUCAGGUCCCUGAGCCAGGAGAUGAAAUGCACCAUCCGACUGCUGGACGACUCCGAGAUCUCCUGCCACAUCCAGAGAGAGACAAAAGGCCAGUUUCUCAUAGAUUAUGUUUGUAAUCACUACAGUUUGCUGGAAAAGGACUACUUUGGCAUUCGCUAUGUGGAUCCUGAAAAACAGAGGCACUGGCUUGAGCCCAACAAGCCUAUCUCCAAGCAAAUGAAAUCUCAUCCACCAUAUACUAUGUGCUUUAGAGUGAAAUUCUACCCACAUGAACCCCUAAAGAUUAAAGAAGAGCUCACCAGGUACCUUUUAUAUCUACAAAUCAAAAGAGAUAUUUUCCAUGGCCGUUUGCUGUGUGCAUUUUCUGAUGCUGCCUAUCUAGGUGCAUGCAUUGUUCAAGCUGAGUUUGGUGACUAUGAUCCUGAUGAACAUGUGGACAAUUAUGUCAGUGACUUUAGGAUUUUCCCCAAACAGUCCCAAAAACUGGAAAGAAAAAUAGCUGAACUUCAUAAAAAUGAAUUCAGGGGUCAGAGUCCAGCUGUUGCUGAAUUUAAUUUAUUGUUGAAAGCACAUUCUUUAGAAACCUAUGGUGUUGAUCCCCAUCCCUGCAAGGACUCGACAGGGACCACCACGUUUUUGGGAUUCACAGCCAUAGGUUUUGUAGUUUUCCAGGGAAAUAAAAGGAUACAUUUGCUAAAAUGGUCUGAUGUCUGUAAACUGAAGUUUGAAGGGAAGACAUUCUAUGUUAUUGGAAUUCAGAAGGAGAAAAAGGCCAUGUUGUCAUUCCAUACCUCUACACCAGCAGCCUGCAAGCAUCUUUGGAAGUGUGGAGUGGAAAACCAGGCAUUUUACAAGUAUGCAAAAUCAAGCCAAAUCAAGACUAUGUCAAGCAGCAAAAUAUUCUUUAAAGGGAGCAGGUAUCGUUAUAGUGGAAAAGUUGCCAAAGAAGUUGUGGAAGCUAGUUCUAAAAUACAGAGGGAGCCACCUGAAGUGCACAGAACCAAUAUUACUCAGAGUCGCAGCUCUCACUCCUUGAACAAGCAGCUCAUCAUUAAUAUGGAGCCUCUGCGUCCUUCUCCAAAUGACCAAGAGGAGAUUCCAUCGGAUGAAGGAGAAGACCCUGCCAUCAAUUCCCACUUCGUCCAGCAUGACCCCAUUCCUGUGUUCCUUCCUGGAAGCCUGGCAGCUUGGGAAUCUGGUUCUUUCUCCAUGCCACGUGAUUCUCCCUCCCGUGUUCGUGCCCCCAGAUCUCUCGGUAUUCAGCUGCCGAAAGAAGAUGAAAUUUCCAUACCUAUGGUAUCCAAUUCUCCUGCCAAGGAGGCAGACGAUAGCUCAGAUCUUUCUCUUGAGGAGGAAGAAAAAAUCAAGGAGGAUCCUUUAACCAUUUCAGAAUUGGUAUACAACCCAAGCACCAGCUUGCUCCCCACUCCUGUUAAUGAUGAGGAGAUUGAUCUGCUCUUUCAAACCUCUCCAAGGCCAGAGAAUGGGAAAGAAGACGCUGAUUCGUUUGAGGAACUGGAGGCAGAUGAAAAUGCGUUUCUGGUUGCAGAGGAAGAGGAGCUGAAAGAAGCUCGGAAAGCACUUCGGUGGAGCUAUGACUUUCUGGUGGGCAACUUGAAGGUCAAUGCUAUUAUGAAAAGUUUUUCCAGACUUCUUUUUGUUGGGUUUGGAAUUUUGCUGCUAGUUUUCCCUCUUCUUCUUGUGCUCUUGGAGUCAGACCUUGAUAUCUCCUUCCUCCAUGAUAUCCGCCAGACACCAGAGUUUCAGCAGUUUCAUGUGGAAUAUUACUGCCCUUUCAGACAGUGGGUGGCCUGCAAAAUAGACUUUGUUAGCCAUUUGUUUGGCAGCUCUUAAACACUACAAAUAUGUGAUACAACUAAGGGCUAUAUUCAAAAUGAGUGAAUUUUCAGUCAGUGCUGGGGUACUCAUAAACACCCAGAAGGCCAUAAAUGAGUAGUUCUUCAUUUUCACUCCAUAUUAGACUUCCAAAUUCUCCAAGUUUCUUUUGAAUUGUUGAUUUAGCUACAUGGUGGCCUUUCAAUAACCAAAAAGUAAUUUUAUUUUUUUUCCUGCUUCUUAGUUUUUAUGAGUGACUGAACAGAACUGAAAUGUGUUGCCUGUAGCAUUAUAAGCCAUUGUGUGCUAAAUUUAAGCAUUAGCAACAGAAAGAAGGUGAUGCUUUUGAAUAUACUCCUUAGUAAAACAAUCUCUACUAACCAAUGCCUAUACAAAGCAACAAAGAUUGCUGGAAUUUUCUUUCUUGGUUUGGUUUUUCAUUUUUAAAAAUAUUUUUAUCUGUUUACAAGAUUUUGGUAAAUUUUUAGCAAAAAUAACUUCUAAAGAUAUUUAGGUGUACAGAUUAAUAAAAUAAAUGCACAAGGGCAUGUCAUGAAUUUUUAAAAUGUUUUAGCAAUUUUUAAAAAAAUAAAAUUGAAGAAAAAAGUUCUUAGAGAUCAGCACAAGAGGAUGAGAAGAUGGGAAAUGGGCAGAAUAUGCUAGAUGGAGUUAAAUUUACAUUUAAAUGAAUAUGGUUCUGAGCACCAGGCUACAUGUUGGAAAGAAACAUGAGAUUGCCUUGAAUGUUAACACAAAGGUAAAUCGCAAGUAGAAAAUCAAGGCCAGAAAGAAAUGGUUAAACCUUUUUCUUACCACCACUUCUUUUGUUGCAGUCACCCUAACAACAAUUUUCUUAUUAUUUCUCUUUUCCUUUCUUAAUCGUAUGGAAAAACAACCAGGAGAGGAGAUUUGUAGGGGAAAAUCAGUAGGCAUAGAAAUGUUCAACCCCUCCAUCCUAGCUGUUGAUCGUACUCUGCAAGUUCCACGUGUCCCUACAUUCAUGUUAGUUGGAUCAGUGGUGGUCAAUAUAAUGCGUCGUUCUGCCUUGGCAGUUUUAGAGGUGUGGGGAGGUUUGCCACUUCAGUUACUGGUAAGGAAGGGUCUUUGCAAGGCAGUGCAAGUACAGUUUUGUAAGAGGUUAGGGAAUUUUGGAUUAACUGUAGAUUAUUGUACAUAACAUAGAAAUGUGAAUAUUUAAUAAACAGUCUAGGUAGCCCUACUUAAAUACAUAGAAGUUAAAAAUACAGUGGUCUCUAAAAAUAGAGAAAAAUUCCAUGAAAAACUAUCCUGUCCCCCAGAUCCCAUGUAUUUGACAAUAAUGUCUUAGUUCCUGAUGCUAUUUGUUACUGUUUCACCAUGAAAAACCCCAGAGUCAGCAUUUCAGGCAUUAUUAUUUCUUGUGCAUGCUAUCUCUCUGGCUUAAUAUAACUGACAAUGGAUGCACAUGAUUAUUUCUUAAAUGUGUCCCUAUGACAGUGGUGUGUGGUUAACUGUGUUGUCAUGAUGUGUUGGGGAUUUUGUGCCUGUGCAGCUCCAAGUACUUCUAAGAGGCUAUAAAUGCAUAAAACCUCGUGUGUAUAGAGAAGAUCAAGAAGUCCCAUUGUCCAGUUUUCAAAU